UUACAUCAGGAUAACGGAAGAAGAGUCCAGCAACAUGGAGGACAUGUGGCGUGUAAGUGUGGAUGUAUUAAAGCAACUCGCCCACGGCGGAAGGAAAUAAUUCAGACACACGCGCCUCUUUCUGACACGCGCUGUCUGAAGUUGGCCUGUGAAAUGUCCAGACCCACAUUCACACCGCUUCGUCAGGCGCUGGUCAAAAGCUUCCAGACUCUGGAAAGCAACCAGAAACUGUGGGCCAGCGCGUUGUCCGAGUGCAGCCCCCUCAUGGCGUCCCUCGGGAACUUGGCGGAACAGUCCCGGGCGCUGUCCAAAGUGCACAUACCCGACACUCCGCUCGGAACCUUCCCCGACCUGGAGCAGCGGCUUCGCUUUAAGCUCCUGCAAGCAAUGGACACGGUCCUGGGCAAACUCAACGAGAAGAUGUCGUCUCUGCAGAGUGUCCGAGAUGCCAUCAGUAACCAGGUGUCAACGGUGUUCCAGCUGUAUGAGCAGAACCGAGACGUUCUGGAUCUGCCCACCGUGACCAAGCGCUCGGCCACCAGCCCGUCCAUCGCUGACAUGAUGGAGUGGCUGCAGGAUGCUGAGCGCCACUACCAGCAGCAAUUUCUGAGGAGGACGGUUCUGCUUCAGAUGCUGCGAGCGGAUGACCUCUCACUACUGGAAUCUGCUCCCAAGAGGUGGAAGUCCCUGGAGUCUCCCAGUGCAGAGGAGAAUAUAACAGAUAUACUUUGCAAAGUGUCAUUUUUUAUGGAGUCCCAGUGAAAAGGGUGCGACUCACUUUGAACUACAAAAGAAGAACAGGAUCAUUGAAGGACAAUGUCAGUGUUGUAGUCGAGUGACAGCAAACGUGGCACUUUCACUCAUUGUCAGUAAAUAGACCGUUGAUUAAACUUUAUAUGAUCAUUUAAGUGAAGGGGACAUAGUCCCAUCAUUUCAAACUUAGUUGAUAAUAAAUAAAGUCACGAUGCACCAUCACA
This is a messenger RNA of Betta splendens (Siamese fighting fish), 977 nucleotides long. RefSeq names its product c19h1orf109 homolog (H. sapiens) (gene airim). The transcript has 4 exons. Lineage: Eukaryota; Metazoa; Chordata; Actinopteri; Anabantiformes; Osphronemidae. Gene Ontology annotation, cellular component: nucleus; cytoplasm. Bases 154 to 762 code for a protein of 202 amino acids. The record is from RefSeq and is a predicted model, not a curated record.